Molecule: messenger RNA, 2421 nt
Organism: Neospora caninum
Lineage: Eukaryota; Apicomplexa; Conoidasida; Eucoccidiorida; Sarcocystidae
Product: putative zinc finger MYND domain-containing protein
Exons: 3
Coding region: 1-2421 (806 amino acids)
Molecular function (GO): protein binding
Source: RefSeq, a predicted model, not a curated record
AUGGCGCCGCUGGUUCGUGCAGAGGUGCGAGACGCAGGCCGAGAGAAAGAACUUUUCCGGGUGUCCGGCGGGUUCUUCCCCACAGCCGUGCAACGGCUUCUCCUGAAAUGCCUGCUGCGUGGCGUCAACCUCGCGGCCUUUGUGGCGGGCGGCGCUUCCUCCGCUCCGUCGCUCGGGCCGAGUGAGGGAGUCGCGUCUUCUCGGCGGAGUCAGGAGCGUCAUGAAGCUGGAGAAGAGGCGAGGACGGCCGACGGAACGGCUUCUUCAGCAGAGGAGAGACAGGUCGCAUGCAAGCCGGCGCUGAGUUAUGUCGACGAAAGUCUCCGGUGUUUUUGUUUCGAUCCGACACGCGAGAACGGCACUUCACUUGUCAGCGCCAGCGAAGAAACCGAGAGGCAGGAGUACGCCGCAGCUCGGGAGUUUGUUUCUCUCCUCCUUGUGGUUCUCUCCAAGUCACUCGCUGUCUGUUCCUCUGGGCCUUCUUCGGCAGGCGCGUCAGACGGACAUACGGAAACAGAUUUGUCUCGCCACACACACCAGGCCAGCUUAGCGCGCUUUGCGCAGCGCGUGACACAGGAAUUCUCAGUAGAUCAGUUGACAUGUAUGCUUUUGAAGUUGUCACGAAAUCUCUUUUCGAUUCUCUCGGGACAGCCUAGCGAGUCCAGCGUCACGACAGCUCGCCCGGGAGUGUUGACUUCCGAUGUCGAGAGCCGGAACGCAGGAAGGGAUGCGCAGUUAGGCUCCGAAGCUGCAGGUUGUUUAGCCUCUCUCGAGUCCAGCGAAGCGUCGCUUUCCAACUGUCCUUGCUGUUUCACGGACAGCGUUUGCGCCCAGGGUUUGUACGGGCCGCCGAUCAGCUGCAUGAACCACAGCUGUACAUACAACGCGAGAGCGGUCUUUGGUGACGGCAGUCGCUCUCGACUCGCCAUUCGCAUUGUGGCCAUUCGCGACAUUCAAAAAGACGAGGAAAUCUGCAUUUCGUACGUGCCUCGAGUCGCGUUCAGCCGCGCGAGAGAGCGGCGAGAACACCUCCUUCGCGGCUACGGAUUUCUCUGCUGUUGUCCGCUGUGCUGUGGCUGCUGCGUGGGGGCGGCGAACGGGCGCGAGGCGGGGCUGCUGCGUGUAGCCGUAGCGGAGAGGGAGCGUCCUUCUGGGGAGGCGGGGCGUUUGGUAGACGGGACAGCAUCGCGAGAAAAAGAUCACGACGGAAACGAGGAGACGAGCGUGUCCACUCCAGAGAAGCGCCGCAGUUUGGAGGGGGCCCCGCGUAGCUCGGAGAUCCUCGAGAAGGCAGUCUGUGGAGGAAACUCGAACCACGGCGACAGGGAUCUCAGUCCUUGUCUCUUCUCGCUCAGUGAAGCUUUCGACACACAAACGGCAAACAUUUUCUUCUGCAAUUCGCCCCAGUGCCGCGCAGUCUGUUACACGCCGCAGGGCGAUGCACUCCUCGCCCUCGAGGACGGAAGGAGGCUGCAGUGUAUGGCUGCCGCCGGGCGCCCAGAGACGCGUGGCCGUUGUAAAGACGCUCUUGGCUCUCAAGAUGACACAUGUGGGAACGCCUGCGGGUUCCAAAGCUCGGCGUCUGUUUCGGGGCUGCAAAGAAAAAGGCAAGACACCUGGGCGAAGCACAUUCGGCUUCGCCUGCCGGUCCGACUCUGUCGGCGCUCAGAGGACGGCUCGGCGCCAUCUGCGCGGGACUUGGUGUGUCUAGCUCCCGAGGGAAAUCGCGCGUUUCCUCCAGCGUCGAGGGAAGAAACGAAAGGCCAAACUGCGACGGAAGACCACCCGUGGCCCAGUUCGGUGUGUACGCUGUGCCAGGGGGAACUGAGCCUGCGAGACCAGGAGGCGGUGCGGCAGAGUUUCGCACAACUGCCGUGGCUGGUGCGCCGUUUGGAAUGUGAAGCGUCUUGCCCAGAACUGUCGCGUCUUCUGCAUCGAUUUCUGUACGUGUACAAGACGGUGUUCCCCCACAGCCACCCUGGAAACCUCCUCCUCGCUGGUCUCAGAGGCCGCGUGUUGUCCCUUUUUCUCGGCCAGCCGGAGUUUUACAUUCCCUGCGUCUUACUCCUGCAGGAGCACCAGAUCGACGCGAUGUCGGCGAUCCACGGGCCGUCGUCGCCCGAAGCCGCUCACGAGCUUCAGGCGGCCGGUCGAUUGCUUCUGUUUCUCGGGGAGGGAGACGACACAGAAGCUCGGAAGGCUUGGCAAACCUGGCAAGAGGGCGUGCGCGUGAUGCAGAGCAGGUUCUUUCUCAGUGUGCACGAGCUCUGCACGACCUCAGAGAGACGUCUUGAGGGAACGUGGAGCGACCGGGACAACCGCGAGGAGUAUCAAGAGAAUUCUCUGGUCUACAAGACACUGGAGCUUGUUUCCAGCACGGGAGUAUACGGACAGGUCCCUAAAGGAGCCUUCCGCUUUUAA